AACCACAGAAAGCUUUUAAAAACUUUACAGAAAACAUUACAGAAUAUUGGAAUUUUGCGAAGCUGUUAUUGACAACAAAAAUCAGCUAAAUGACGUACCGUCUUCGGAAAAUUUUUUAAAUAAAGGUCUCAACACACAAACGAAGAAGAUGACAAGGAUGAAUUCGUUUAGCAUUGCAUUGUUUACUGUUUGUGCGCUGUUGCCGUGUUUGGUAGUUCACGCAUUAGCGAAUUGCCCGUCGUCGUGUGAGUGUAACGACGAUACGUUGGUUGUAACAUGCGGUCAAGGCGGCUUAGAUGUAUUACCAAUCGCAUUAAAUCCGUCAAUCACGCGACUCAUCAUCAAAAAUAACAAGAUUAAAACGAUAGAUUCGUCAAUCCAAUUUUACGCACAACUUGUUUACAUGGAUUUGAGUUAUAAUCAUUUAUUCAAUAUUCCGGGACAAACGUUUGCAUAUCAGAAAAAGUUGACAGAAUUGCAUUUGAAUCACAACAAAGUCGGCUCGAUCAGCAAUCGAACGUUCAUUGGAUUGGAGUCCCUUAACAUUCUGAAUUUGCGGGGAAAUUUUCUCGAUGAACUCGACAACAACGUCUUUCAGAUGUUGAAAAAGUUGGAAGAACUCAAUUUGGGUCAAAAUCGCAUCAAUAAAAUUGAACCAAAGGCAUUCGAGGGCUUACAAAAUUUACGAGUUCUUUAUUUGGAUGACAACAACUUGAAUGUUGUCGAUCCGAAAAUUCUCAUGCCAUUAUCUAGUCUUGCUGAACUCUUUUUGGGCAUUAAUUCCUUUUCAACGAUACCGAAAGAUGCGUUCAAAGAACUCAAAGGUUUGAAUAGCCUUAAUUUGCAAGGCGCAGCAUUAGCUAACAUUACUUUGGGAUCAUUUUCUGGCUUGGAAGGUUUACGAAAUCUUGAUUUGUCGGACAAUCGCUUGAUACGAAUCCCAACAGAAGAGCUGCGGCAAAUGACGAGAUUAGAAGAAUUAUCUUUGGGUCAAAAUGACUUUGAAGUAGUUCCAAAUAAUGCGUUUGAGGGUCUUUUGAACUUACGAAGCAUCAUAAUUACGGGAUCAACAAAGUUGAAGAGAAUUGAGGCAGAAGCUUUCGCAUCAAAUGGAAAUCUGGAAAGUAUUGUUAUUGCAAAGAAUAAAGUGCUUGUCGACAUUCAAGAUGGAAUAUUCAAUGGCUUGACACAUUUGAAAAGUAUUAUAUUAAAAGACAAUGCUCUCAGCACAUUAAGCGAAGGAAGAUUUUCAUGGAAUGACUUGACAGUUUUUGAUGUAAGUGAAAAUCCAUUCGUUUGUGAUUGCAAAGUUUUAUGGCUUCGCAAUGUGCUAAUGGGACGGAAUGUAAGCUCAAAUGAAGGAACUGUAAUUUGUGCAAGUCCCGAAAGUUUGCGCGGCGCAUCGUUAAUUAGUGUCACAAGCGAUUUGCCGGGUUGUCAUCACACAGAUCCAAAGAGACAAGCGAUGAUUGGAGCUUUGUUAGUUGCCAUUGCAGCAAUUGGAACAACACUUGCUUUGUUGAUAUUUCGUUGUCGAAAACGCAUUUGGGAGUUUUUAAAAGGGGGUUUUGGAAAUGGCGAGAAAAAACGGAAGGAACGUGAAUAUCAAAAAACAUUCUCCGAUGAAGAAUAUAUGGCGAGACAUCCGCAUGUUUUGCGAACAACACUGAAUAAUUGCGAUGUUCAAGCAGCUGCACACAUCUACAAUGCUUCUCCUUGCGGUGUCAGGGCGAUUCCGGUAACGGAACUAUAGCUAGAGGCCCCUCCGCCAUUUCGACGAGGCGGAGGCGGUAACAGCGGUUUUCAAUUCAACAACAUCAAUGGGACUCUUACAACGACAUUCCUUCAACAGCAAGCGUCUCCUUCGACAUUGCCUGCACAAACGCAUCAACAAUACCCCAAUUAUACCCCACCGAUGCCUCCGAAUUUGCAUCAACAGCAAUCCUAUAACACACAAACCCUUGCCCCUCUUCGUCUUAGUCAGGAACACUUUGUUCAGUCGAUGAACAACAAAACAAACACACUUAACGGACAUUACCCGCAUGUUCAUAGCAGUAAUAGUAGUAAUAAAUUGCCUCAUGUUCAUCCGUCGAGCAAUCGUCGAGGCUCGUCGUCGCAGCAACAGCAUCAUUAUGCCGAGGCAGAUAACAAUAAAAAUUACAGUAGAAGUAAUUCUUGUAGUAGCAAUAAUAGUAAUAGCACAUUGAGUCAUGAUAAUAGUCUCGGAAGCACAGCAAGUCCCGAUUCUCCGCCGGAAUUGCCGAUCCGAAAUGGACUCAAUGCGCGUAACAACAACCAUAAUAGCAUUCACACAAGCAACAAUAUUAGCAAAAAGCGCUAUUAUUGAUAACAAAUCGAUGUAGAAAUUUUACGAUUUUAGAGUCAUUGUAUAUAUAUAAGUUAUAUGAAAAAGGAUGUGAUCAUGAUAAUUUUUUUAAAACUUUCCUAUUUAUUUUCACUCAUAAUUUAGGUCAAGAGCAUGUAAUCAUAAUAAAUAAUAACCCGUUGUUCACACCAACAUUUGACAGAUAGACGAGCAAGCGACGCUUUUAUUGCAACUUCACAGAUAAUUUAUUGCCAUUAAAACAAAAUAAAAUGCAUUUGCGCAUCUCAUCAAAAUGUAAUUUUAUCUAUUAAAUAUGUGUGGCAUCGUGCUUAUACGAGCGACAAAUAUAUGAAUGCUGUGAAAAUUUUAAUAAUAAUAAUAGUUAGCAAUGAAAUUUAUUAUUUAAAGCCGAGAUAAUUGCGCAAAAAUUUCACACUGAUACACUUUUUUGUUUUGUUAAUUAAUUGAAAUAGAACACAUUUUUCACACAAAACUGCUCUUUUUUAAUCUACUUAUGAUUUGCCUUUUUGACUAAAUGAAUUAAAAUUGUUAUAAAAAUUUUUUGUACCUACUUUUUUUUCUUUAUUAAGUUCUAAAAAAUUAUCGAAUGAAAAAGAACAAAUUAUAUAUUAAAAUCAUAUCAAAGAAUAAAUUAUAAAAACUGUAGAUAUUUUUUUUUUUUGUUAAAAUUUUAUUACAAAAAACGUGUAAAUAUUAUAUAAAAUUAAAAUUCAAGUACUAAAAACAACUAAAUUAUAAGCAAUAUAAAAAAGUUAUAAUAAUGAUAAACAAAUAUUUCGAAUUGGUUCCUUUUUUAAUAAAUUUUAUUUUUAUUAGACUUAUGAUGUUCUGGCGAUAAACGCCGAAACUGUGACUUGAGUGACUUUAUUACUGUACUACAAUACUUACAGAACAAAAUAGAUAAAAAAAAAUGUAAAUUAGUUAGCGUUUUAUUAGCAACGAUAAAAAACGACGAAGAAUUAGUAAUGGUGUAAAUAGAUUUUAUUUUACGUUAGAAAAUAAUAA
Culicoides brevitarsis is the source of this 3352-nucleotide messenger RNA. Its product is annotated as leucine-rich repeats and immunoglobulin-like domains protein 1. The transcript has 4 exons. Gene Ontology annotation, molecular function: protein binding. Gene Ontology annotation, cellular component: extracellular matrix. Lineage: Eukaryota; Metazoa; Arthropoda; Insecta; Diptera; Ceratopogonidae. The record is from RefSeq and is a predicted model, not a curated record.